This is a messenger RNA of Prosopis cineraria, 3481 nucleotides long. RefSeq lists its product as uncharacterized. Gene Ontology annotation, molecular function: protein binding. Lineage: Eukaryota; Viridiplantae; Streptophyta; Magnoliopsida; Fabales; Fabaceae. Bases 365 to 3112 code for a protein of 915 amino acids. The transcript is spliced from 7 exons. The record is from RefSeq and is a predicted model, not a curated record.
AUUGAAAAGAAAUCCUCCUUCCCUCCCUCUCCGCAAAAAUCAUUGCUCGCCAAACCCCAACGCCCCCACACAACCCAGCAACAAUAGCAUAGGGCUUCGUUCCCAAUCCCUCUCGCUUACUCACACUCUCUCAUUGGAUCUGAGUUCUAAGCCAAAAACUCGCCUGGUUUCGUCCCCUUUCUUGUCCGAUCCCUUCUUCCUAUUGCUUUCGCACCAAUUUACUCUUCCUCAGCGCACCAAUAGCGCUGCAGAUCCAACCCCAAUACUAUAGCUCUUACUUCUCAGGUAUCUACUCCGACGAAAUCCCAUUCUGAUCUGAUCGAUUUCUGGGCAUUUUCAUUCAAAUGGGAAUGCCCAAUAAACGAUGAGCAGAGCCGGGGACGAAGAGGACGAAGACGAGUGCUUCUACGAGUCCCACGACCGAUUAGUUUCCUCAUCGUGUUCUUGUUCCACUUCCAACUCCGACGACGAUAAUGACUCCUAUUCCAACUCUCCCAAUUAUGUUGCUUCGACCCAACCAUUCCCUGUCCCCAAAUUCCCAGUCGCCAUGUCCAAGUACGAUAUAUGGAUCUCCGAACCCUCCUCGGUGUCGGAACGCCGGACCCGUCUCCUCCGCGAGAUGGGCCUCAGCGGCGACCCAUCAUUGUCACGGGGAAAGCCUGCAUCCGCCGCUGAUCUUAGAGAAGUGGGCAAUGGAGAGUUUGGGCGAUCGGUUUCGUCCGAUCACUUGAGCCAUCAACAACAGCCCGCAAGUUCCGGUUGCUCCACCGGCAUAUUCCGAUCGAAAUCAGACGGUGCAGCGGAUCGCAGUGACUUGUCUGUGUCUGGUCAGUCUCAUGAUCGUUGUAAUAUGUCUUCUUUUUGUUCGUCUUCUUCAAUUCUUUCGAUUCAUUCGGUCGCGCCUGAGACCGGUUCAUUUGUAAAUAACCGUAAUGUCGUCGUUAAGUCAAGGGGAGUUAAUGGUAAUGGAUCACCCGUUGCUAGUGCCGCUUCCCUUAAUAAGCCGCCUUCUGGGAAAAAUUGUAGAAGGGUGGAUGAAAUUCAAAGCGAAUCCUCGAACUUGAGUCUGGAUUUCGGUCAUAGUUUGGUGGUGUCCGUUUCGGAAAUUGCUGGUGGGGAUGUAGAGGAGGUUGUGGACUGUAAUGGGGUUGACCGGGUGAAUGAACAAGUGUGUACGAUAAGAGAUCUUGAUAAUGGGAAGGAGUUUGUGGUCAAGGAGGUCAGGGAAGACGGAACGUGGAGCAAACUCAAAGAAGUGGGGACUGGAAGGCAGUUGACCAUGGAGGAAUUUGAGAUGACAGUUGGACACUCUCCAAUAGUUCAAGAAUUAAUGAGACGGCAAAAUGUUGAGGAGGGAAAUAAGGAUAAUGUAGAUUCUAAUGCGAGUGGUGGUAGUGAAGGGGGUUCCAAGCCAAAGAAGAAGGUGGGUUGGUUUAAGAGUAUAAAGAGUGUUGCAAGCACCAUGACGGGUUACAAAGAGAGACGAAGCAGUGAUGAAAGAGAUACCUCAUCUGAGAAGGGUGGGCGCCGGUCAAGCUCAGCAACGGAUGAUAGUCAGGAUGGUUCAUUUCAUGGGCCUGAGAGAGUACGGGUUAGGCAGUACGGGAAGUCUUGCAAAGAGCUUACAGGACUUUACAAAAGCCAGGAAAUACAGGCUCAUAAUGGAUCUAUAUGGAGCAUUAAGUUUAGUUUGGAUGGAAAAUAUCUUGCCAGUGCAGGUGAGGAUUGUGUGAUACAUGUUUGGCAAGUUGUGGAGUCAGAGAGGAAGGGGGAGCUGCUGAUGGAGAAAGCAGAAGAUGGGAACAUGAACAUGUUGUUUGUUGUGAAUGGGUCGCCAGAGCGAACUCUGCUCUCCCCUGCAAUGGACAAUCAUCCAGACAAGAAGAGAAGGGGAAGGUCAUCCAUAAGCAGAAAAUCGUUGAGCUUGGACCAAUUAAUGGUGCCAGAAACCAUUUUUGCACUCACAGAAAAACCCAUUUGCUCAUUCCAAGGCCAUCUUGAUGAUGUCCUUGACCUAUCUUGGUCCAAGUCUCAGCAUUUGCUCUCAUCUUCUAUGGACAAAACAGUGCGGCUGUGGCACUUGACUAGCGAGACUUGUUUGAAAGUUUUUUCACACAGUGACUUUGUAACCUGCAUCCAGUUUAAUCCUGUUGAUGAUAGAUACUUCAUUAGUGGAUCACUGGAUUCUAAAGUUCGCAUAUGGAGCAUUCCUGAUCGUCAAGUUGUUGAUUAUACUGAUCUACAUGAGAUGGUCACUGCGGCUUGCUAUACAUCUGAUGGGCAGGGUGCAUUAGUUGGUUCUUACAAGGGUAGCUGCCAUUUAUAUGAUACAUCUGAUAAUAAGUUGCAACAGAAAAGUCAAAUCAAUUUGCAGAACAAGAAGAAGAAAUCACAUCACAAGAAAAUCACUGGCUUCCAGUUUGCCCCGGGAAGUUCUUCGGAAGUACUUAUCACGUCUGCUGAUUCAAGGAUUCGGGUGGUUGAUGGUGUUGAUCUGGUCCACAAGUUCAAAGGAUUUCGUAACUCAAAUAGCCAGAUUUCUGCCUCUCUCACAGCAAAUGGUAAAUAUGUAAUCUCAGCAAGUGAGGAUUCCCAUGUAUAUAUAUGGAAAAAUGAAGCUGAUUGCAGGCCUAACCGGAGCAAAGGUGUCACUGUAACACAAUCUUAUGAACAUUUUCACUGUAAAGAUGUUUCAGUGGCGAUUCCUUGGCCCGGUAUGGGUGAUGCUUGGGAAAUGGCGGAUACUUUCUCUGGAGAACAGACCGGGGAUGAUAAUAUUCUGGAUGAUGUCAUGUCCGCCAAUCAUCCUCCUACACCGGUGGAGGAAAUUUUUGGUACUGAUGGUUCACAAUCAGCAUCAGGAUGCACCAACAGUCCUCUUCAUGGAACGAUUGCUAGCACAACAAACGAUUACUUCUUUGAUAGAAUUUCUGCGACAUGGCCGGAAGAAAAGCUUGUUGUAGCUGCAAGGAACCGAACCCCUCGUGUCAGCACGGAUCUCUCCAGCGGGGUAAGCCAAAACAUGUCAGCCUGGGGUAUGGUGAUUGUAACUGCUGGCCUUCGAGGGGAAAUUAGAACUUUCCAAAAUUUUGGAUUGCCGCUUCGGAUAUAAUGAAGAGGUGAUAAAGAACGAUGGGGAGAGAAUUGGAUGGAUGAUUUUCAUCUCAGAAGGUGGUAGAUUUCACUUUCUCCAUUAGUUGAAGAUUUGUACAGAGAGAUAUUGGGUGAGAUUUGUAAUGGUAGAGGGGUUUCCAUUUCCUUCCUUGCCUUGUGCUUAUCGGAUGAGGAGAUAGGUCGCCACUCCGGUUGGUGCAGGAAGCGGGAAGAGAAAUUGUUAAAAGGAAAAAGAGAAAAAAAAAGAAGAAAAAAAGUACAGCAGGAAUUUAGAAACCGGUUGGGUUCAUGCAAUCGGGAAAUGUAGAGUAAUGAGAAUGGGAAAAGCUUAUUGAAUUACAAUGUCAAUGAAGAUUCUUUCACACUA